UAUUAUAACUUAUGUUAUUUGCUGUAAGUACCACUUUGUAUGUAUUACAAAUGAAGGUAUGCUGUUGCUAUUGUUAGGUGCUGUCAUGUCGGUCCUGACUCAUUGUAACACUAUAGGACAGAGUAGAGCUGCCUACUUAGAGUUUCUAAGGAGAAGCUGGUAGAUUUGAACUGCUGAUCUUCUGGUUAGCAACUGAACUCUUAACCACUACACCACAGGAGGUCCAAAUGGAGGUAUAGCAGAGGCUAUAUUUAUAUACAUAUAUCUCUUGGUAUGUUUUCGUGUGUAAAGACAAAUAAUUCCCAUUGUUAUCAAUUAUAUACCUAUUCAAAACAUGUCUGGUAUUUUGAGUGUUCCAUCUUGGAUUAUCAAUAAUCAUGAGUUUUCGUAAGAUGAUGUUUUGAAGUAGAGGUUCAAAAUAUUUUCAUUUUUUUUAGGUAUAUGAAAAAUAAAAAAAAAUUAAGAAGGGUACAAUAGAUAUCCACAUUUCUAACACCUAAAUGUUUAACAGUAUAUUCAUUUUUAUUUCAUCUAUCAAUCUAUUAUGUGUGUGUAAAAUUUAUGAGAAGUGGGUGGUAUUCAAAUAUCAUAAAAUGGAAAGUUUGAAUUCAUAUUAUUGAUACUAGUUUGUAUGCUAAAAAUCUGCCAGAUGAUACUACAUAAAAGCUACUGACGAUGCUAAUGUCUCUAUCCAGACUAGGCUUCGUGGUAGACCAAGAUGGACAAACACAAUCUAACAGUGCUGAAUGAGUUCAUUCUGACGGGAAUCAAAGACCGCCCAGAGCUGCAGGCACCAUUGCUCGGGCUGUUCCUCAUCAUCUACAUGAUCUCAGUGGUGGGCAAUGUGGGCAUCAUCAUCCUCACCAAGAUGGACUCCAGGCUACAAACUCCCAUGUACUUUUUUCUCAGACACCUGGCUAUCACUGAUCUUGGUUAUUCAACAACUGUGGGAUCCAAAAUGUUAGUCAAUUUUGUUGCAGAUGAAAAUACAAUCUCCUAUUAUUUUUGUGCUGCACAGCUAGCUUUCUUUAUUAUAUUCAUAACUAGUGAAGUUUUCAUUCUUUCAGCAAUGUCCUACGACCGCUACGUGGCCAUCUGUAACCCUCUGCUCUACACAGUCAUCAUGUCACAAAGAAUGUGUUGGGUGUUGGUAGGAAUCCCCUAUCUCUACAGUACUUUUGUUUCUCUUCUAGACACCAUAAAGAUGUUUAAUUUAUCCUUCUGUGGCUACAAUGUCAUCAGUCAUUUCUACUGUGACACUAACCCCUUGUUAUCCUUGCUCUGUUCAAACACCAGUGAAAUGGAAUUGAUCAUUCUCAUCUUUGCAACUUUUGAUUUUGUUUCAUCCCUCCUAAUAAUUCUUGUUUCUUACCUGCUUGUUCUUUUAGCCAUUCUCAGGAUGAGCUCAGCUGAGGGUAGGCACAAGGCCUUCUCCACCUGUGGAUCCCACCUGACUGUGGUGGUCGUGUUCUAUGGGACUUUGAUCUUUAUGUAUCUGCAGCAGAAGUCCAGUCACUCCUUUGAUACUGAUAAAAUGCCUUCCAUACUUUACACCCUGGUUAUUCCCAUGUUGAAUCCUUUGAUCUAUAGUUUAAGGAAUGAAGAUGUGAAACAUGCCUUACAUAGGACUUUGGGACAAUUAUGCAAUGUAUUUUCUCAAAGUUCACUAUACCAUGUCAUUCAUAUAAUUUACAUUAUUCACUUUAAAUUUUUGUCUGUGUGCCUCCAGAGGGGAUAA
Loxodonta africana (African savanna elephant) is the source of this 1738-nucleotide messenger RNA. RefSeq names its product olfactory receptor 8K3-like. Gene Ontology annotation, molecular function: G protein-coupled receptor activity; olfactory receptor activity; odorant binding. Lineage: Eukaryota; Metazoa; Chordata; Mammalia; Proboscidea; Elephantidae. Gene Ontology annotation, biological process: sensory perception of smell; G protein-coupled receptor signaling pathway. The coding region runs from base 719 to 1738 and encodes 339 amino acids. Gene Ontology annotation, cellular component: membrane. The record is from RefSeq and is a predicted model, not a curated record. The transcript has a single exon.